CUAUCCAGCUGUCAGAUGGUUUUGUUGGAUGCCAUUAUGAAAAAUGGAAGUACUGCUGGGGGUGGUCCCUAUUGCCAAAAACCACCUGGUGGCAGUGAUCAAAGUAAGCCCGCUAACACAAAGGACAGCAGUGCAUCUGGUGCAUGUGAAAGUGGUAAAGGCUACAACAAAGAACAAGUGGAAGGAGUACGCAGUAUAAAGAAAUGUAAAAAUUAUUAUGAAGUACUUGGAGUUGCAAAAGAUGCAGGUGAUGAAGACCUAAAGAAGGCUUAUCGAAAAUUGGCUUUGAAAUUUCAUCCAGACAAAAACCAUGCACCUGGAGCAACGGAAGCUUUCAAAAAGAUUGGAAAUGCAUACGCUGUGCUGAGCAAUCCAGAAAAACGAAAGCAGUAUGACCUUACCGGCAGUGAAGAGCAAGUAUGCAAUCACCCUGGCAAUGGUAGAUUUAACUUCCACAGAGGUUGUGAAGCUGAUAUUACUCCAGAGGAUUUGUUCAACAUGUUCUUUGGGGGGGCGUUUCCAACAGGUAGUGUACAUUCAUUUUCUAACGGUCGGGCUGGAUACAGUCAUCCUAACCAACACCGACAGAGUGGACAUGAAAGAGAAGAGGAGAGGGGUGAUGGAGGCUUCUCUAUGUUCAUCCAGCUGAUGCCUAUUAUUGUACUGAUCCUUGUCUCCUUAUUGAGCCAGUUGAUGGUUUCUAAUCCUCCCUACACCUUAUACCCAAGAUCGAGCACAGGGCAGACCAUUAAAAUGCAGACAGAAAACCUGGGUGUCAUUUAUUAUGUCAACAAAGACUUUAGAAAUGAAUACAAAGGAGCCUCUUUACAGAAGAUAGAAAAGAGUGUGGAAGAGGAUUAUGUGUCAAACAUUCGAAAUAACUGUUGGAAGGAGAGGCAGCAAAAAACGGACUUACUAUAUGCAGCAAAAGUCUACCGAGAUGAUCGUCUCCGAAGGAAAGCAGACUCCAUGUCCAUGGACAACUGCAAAGAACUGGAGCGGCUGACCAGUUUAUAUCGAGGAGGCUGAACUAGAAUUUUACAUGUGCAUCUUGAAGUACACUAUUAUCAUUCCUAUACAUUGAAGAAGUCUAAUUUCAUCGCGAAAGCUGGAAAGAGGGUGGAUGUAAAACUCUACUGUGUAGCUGUUUCCAGAAUCCUUAUGCUGAAAUAUCAUUUAAUGGCUUCUUUACCUACUAUGAAAUAUAGGUAUUUUAAUUGUUUAGAUUUUACUCCAAAAGCUUCUGUGAAUUGUUUCAGCUCAAAAAGGAUGCUAUACUUGUAGAGACUUAGUCAUAGUGGUUCUCCUCUUAACAUAUUUGCCAUGUAAAUAUCUGUGGAAAGAACACUUUGUGUAUAUACAAGAUAAAUGACUUUCUAUUUAAUAUCUCAGAAAUCUAGCUCCAUAAAACAUUUUGUCUCACUGAUGGAAUAAAUAGUAUGAUUACAUCACUCCUUAUGCAGAUGUCAAGUGUGUGGAGUUUAAAUAAUCAUUUUUAAAUUAUUUAAUUUUAUGUAAAAUCUUCUGACUUUACCAGUUUGGAGGAUAUUUUUAAAUAUAGCAGUGUAUAUUCCUAAAUAUAUGUUGGGGUAAAUUGAUAUGGUGUAGAGUAGCAAUUAGCUGUUGUAGUUUUUAAGCAUUUCUUAGCAAUGCUAAGAAACUACAUUAAUCUUUUUUUUUUUUUUUUUAAAGUAAGUAGUUGCAAAGUGCAGUAGAGAAAUUAUGGACAUUGCUUUUAGUACUUGAAACAAUUCAUAGCAACUCCGCCAUUCGGUAUUCCAGUAGUAAUAAGUCCAUACAUAUGUUUAACAUGCAUUUUACAGCUUAUUUAAUUUUCAUUGAAAAAGUAGGGGGGGGAAAAAAUUUGAUAGUUAUUUAACUUUAAAAAACAAAACAAAACAAAACAAAAAAGCUUUUUCCUCUUCAGAGAUGUAAAUUCUUAUUCAUUUCAAACUAGUUUCCUCAAACUUCUACGGGCAUCAUUUGUGGAUGCAGGAAAAUCACCGCUAAUGUCAAGCCAUGUGCCUUGUUACACUUUUGCCAACUAUUAAAUGCAUCACUAAUUUGUAACAUACUGCUGUGAUACAAGCCCUACUCAUUUGGCCAAGAACAGGAACUAGAGGAAGUUUCAGGGUGUAAAGCUGUUCGGUCCAAAACUUUACUAAAUUGAUUUUCUGUAGAUGAGCAAAUAUAUCAAUUACUUAUUUAAUUCAAUAUACUUUAAUUUUAUGGGCUGUACACUUAAAUUACAUGGAGUUGUACUCACUGACACAAAUUAAGAGGCAUUUUGAAGCCAUUGAGUUUGAGUUUGGUUUGUGUCACUUUUAAGUUGUAAUUUCCACAUGGUUGGGGCACAUCUACAUAUGCUAUUAAUGCGCAGCAAUAAACUCUGGCACAGUUCAUGCCAGAGUUUAUUGCUCUUGGGCACAGCAUUUACACAUACGCCCAGGACCAGAGCAUGUUGAGCCGGGGCAGUGCAUCCCCAGCUGGUAGGGCACCCAGUGGGGGUUAGCCUGCCAGUCUGGAGGUGCUCCUGCCCUGCUCCAACAUGCUGUGGAGGGGCUUGCAGGGGCACUAGAGUGCUCCAGUGCAGGGCUAACUGGCAGGCAACCCCACACUGUGUCACUCGUGCGCCCCAGCCAGCCCUAGUUGUCAUCUAUGCAUUCGUUGCAGCGCACUAAAUAAUUCGGCCAUAGGAUGGUACUUGCAUCAGUCAGUACUAUUCUACAGUGAAGUUAACUAGUUUAUUGUGGCUUAAUAGUGCCACACCUGCAGAUAGUGAUGCUUUACUGCGGAGCUAAUUCAUCAGCUAUGCAGUGAAGUGUCUCGUGUAGAUGCUGUGUAGCAAAAUCUUUGCUGCAUUUGAGAGUACUAAUUAUUGAUUUGUAAGGAGCCAAAUUCUGUUCUCAGAUUGCACCAGUGUAACUAUAUCACUGAAGCCAAUACCUCAUUGACUUUACCAGACUUUUAAAUUUUUUAAUUUAAAUUUGAUGUAACUUGAGAACAGAAUUUGGCCCUACAGGCGCUUAAAUGCUGCUAUGUGGCCCUGAAAUCCCUUUCUAUAUACCUUUUCUUAAGCAUCUCACUGAAAAUGCCCUGUUAUAUAUAGUAGUGCAACAUGGAACAGGCUUGCUGCUGACUCAUAAAAUGAGUAAUCAGAACACAACAUUUUUGGACAUUUGAAAGAGAAAUGUUCAAAGCUGAUGCCAAAGGUGAAUUACAAAGCAGAGCUGAGGAAGAACAGGGGUUUCAUUGCUGUAUGUCCCUUCUACUUGAUCUGUGGGGUAAGUGAAGAGGGAUUACGAAUCAUCUAUUUACUUUAUAAUUUCCCCAAAUGUUUGUUGUAGAAGUAAAAAGAAAAAGCAAACAUGAAUUCCAUGAGUUCUGGAAAUCAUUGCAACUAUGUUCGUUUGGGAAAUAAUAUAGAAAACUAGUCUUAAUAAAAGAAUUGUUUCAAUUAACCUUAUAUAUUCUUGCCCCCUACUUCAGACACAUCAGUAUGCUUGUCAGUGACACUUAAAGAGUACAAAAGAGAAUCGUUUUGUAGUGUGUUUAUAAAAAUAUUGGGGCUACAAAGCUACAGUUAAGAGGUACUCAGUAAAGCUGCUGACAAUAAAUGAAUAGGAUGUAUCUACAUUGUAGUAGUUUCUGUUUCACUUUGAAAAUCAGGGAAAAUUAACCUGUGCAGAACUCUACUCAGCUGGUUACUGGCAACAGCCUAGUUAGUUUAAAGAUAGUUUGUAUAGCUCUAAACUACACAACAAUUGUUACUGCAGUUGGCAGGGCAGCAUAGACACACUAAUACUUUCUGGACAAUUCAUUCCAGUGAAUAAUAAUUUAUUAAAAAGUUACCACUUUUCACAGAACACCCCAUUCAGCAAAAAUGCUCCUCGUUGCCUAGAGCUCAGACACACAAUGCGUUUUACACCAGCUAAAUCAGCCUUUAAACCAGGGUAAACAUAAUGUACAGCCCUAGCCAGUGUAAUGUACUUGAAUCUAGUCUAGAAUUAUCCUGAAAAAACUGGGGGGUAAAACUACAGCAGUGUUGCUAGGAAACAUAAGCUUCUAGUAGUUUCCAAAAGGGUGGGGGAGCUGUUGCUCCAGACUAAGCACCAACCUCUGUGGGGUUACAAAUGUAGCAGAAUCACUCCCACUUUAACAUGAUUCAUCCAAAGCUGUUAUAUGGUCCCUGCAACCUAAGAGCUACAUGUUGUAAUAGUGCUUGUUGUAAGCAGCCCAUACUCCAUACCUGUUCUUCUCUCUAGAACUUAGUAUAAUUUUCAGCAGUGUACAAAAAUGAUGUAAAUAACACUGAUGCAAAUGAAUUGUGUGCCCAGGCUCUUAAUAGGUUAAAUAUUGGCAGGGUGUCUUCUUUUCUAUAUACUAGUAUUGGGAAUGGUUAAGGAUAGAUAUUAUUUCCUGCCUACCAUAAGAGUAACCUGCAAGGAUUCUUUCUAAGUCAGCAUGUGGAUUCCUAUAUUUCUUUAUGAUGUACUUCAACAAAAAUCCAAUUAUUUUUCCUACUUGAAAAAUGUGAGGAAUGGCUGGUCUCUUUUUUUCUUCUUUUGCUAGAAGGUUCUGCUGGAUACUACAGGACACUUAUAUUGCAAGCAAGACGUUACCUGAAGGGAUGGGAUGUUAGAAGCUUUCAAGAUGUCCUUUCUUCAAAAUGUAAUCAUAAAAUACUCUUUAACAUUUUAGUCUUACUGAAAACCUUUGCUAUCCUCAGCUGAUCAGAUUUCACUCUUGACACUUGUGACUACCACAUCACUAGUUCUCAGUAUAUUCGUUUUCCAGUGAGGACCUGAAUUUCGCAGCUAUAAUAAACAGGGAGAAGUCAUUUUAAAUGAUCAAGUCCUUGCAGGGCCAUCUUGAUACAUAAUGAAUAUAAAUGGGCAUAAGCCAGUUUUUCUACUUUGCAGAUGACCUUUAAAAACAGUAAAACAAAUCUUACGCAGACAUAAAAUCAGAUCUGUGACCAAUUUAAAGUAAAAUAUGUUGCCCAUCCUUUCAGUUGACACUGUCUUUGUUCUAUCUAAAACCAGAUUAAAGGUUAAUUUAGAACUCUUAAAAAUGCACUUCAUUCUUUUUGAAAGAUUUCAAAAGAGAAAAAAAUGUUUAUAACUAUUAAAAUAUAACAGGCACUAUUUUAGAAGCACAGAGUAAACUUAAAAACUUCUCUGGAAAUUUUUCAUAUACUGUUACAAGUCAUGAGACCAUUUUCCCUUCAAAUGGUCAGUAUAGCAAUCUCUGUUUUCAAAGGUUAUUUUUUCAUUUGUGUUAAUUUCAUUUUUUCCUUGAAUAAAAGUGACCAAUGCCCCCUGUGUGUGGAUCUUUCACGCAGCAACAAAGGAAUAAGUAGGAAAAUGUGUAUUUGAAACCAAAACUUGACAGAGGAAUAUAAGGUUAGGUAUGAUUAUCUGAAACUAUAAAGCUCUUAAUUUAUGUUACUAGGUCCUAACAUCCAAAUUUGUCAAAGAGCCAGUCAAUUUUAUGGGAAGAAACAUGGUCUGGUGAUUAAAAUGAGGAGUGAGAAACAAGCCCUGGUUGUAGUCAAAUGACUUUGGUACUAUCACAUUCUUUUUUGUUCAUCAUUUCUCGUCUUCCUUGUAAACUGCAAUGAGGUACUCAGAUAAAAGGGCACUGUGAAUGUAGAACAUUAUUACCAAUAUGUUCACAUUUGAACUGCAGCCACUUUGGUUCCUGUUUCAGAGUACACAUCAGAGAGAGCAAAUAUUAGUGCAGUUCAAAAAAGAAAUAUUCCGUGAUUUCACCGCAUGUUUUGCUCCCUGUGCUUUUUGUGAUACCACUACCUGGUAGAAAUCAAGUCUGAAGCUCAAAAUGCUUCAGGAGCUUGAAAGUAAUUUUAAGAUUUAGCCCUUAGAGAGAACAUGCAAGGAAAGAUUUUCAGUAAUAAUCAGCGUUUGUGGCUGGGGGUGGGUGUUCAAAAAAGCUCAGUUCCACUAGGAACUUCAGGACAGUGAUCAGAUUGAUAAUGAGCUUUUAAAUUUGUUUAUUAAAACUGAUGAAGCAUCUGAUUUGGUGUCUUUGUGUCCUGAAUUACUCUAUCAAUUAGACAAGUGUUAUGACAAGAGGCCUAGAGGGUUAUGCAGAGUGUUAUCAGAUAUGAAAGAUGGCUUCAUGAACAAAAAUAAGCCUAACUUUCAAAUCCAGUUAAAUAAGUAUAAGCCAUGAAUUAAGGUUUUGGGGUUUUUCAACACAGUAGAGUGGAAGAACAAGUAAACAUAAUGAUCUGUGACUAGUGGUAGCUACUUCAAAACUUAUGUUCAUUUCUGCUUGUCACUAUUAGAAGGCAGGAGGAAAUGGAUAUGAAAAGCUUGGAAUGGGGAGGAAAAAACAGCCUUUAAGUCUUCAUACACAUUUGGGUUUUUUGUGUGUUUAAGUGUCAGUGAGUACAUCUACACAUGCAUUAAUGCAUGGUAAUCUGUGCUACUGCGUAGUAACGCUGGCACACAUCUUUUACAUUAAGCUAAUGCGCAGUUAACUAAUUCUAUGGCACAUUAACAUGGUUUUCGCUGUGAGACAGUAACGCACAGUAGAAUUAAUCUACUGCACUUCUAGCAUCUUGUGUAGAUACACCCGGUAUGUAGGACCAGGCCUAAUCUUUUAGAUGAUUUUGUAAUCUUUCUGGAGCACUUCAGGCUUCCUCACUACUAAAAUAGAUUUUUUUUUCUAGAUUAUUUGAUUUCUUCUAAGCAUGUUAAAAAGAAAUGUUCCUUAUAUUAAGGAUUCUGUGAAGUGUGUUUUUUAAAGCUUCUCUGCAUGUAUAAUUUCCCUGAUCAGUACAUGAUUUCUUUUCUCUUAAUACCAAGGUUUGCUGAUCUCGGGGCCAGUAGAUUUGUGAAUAUUGUAUGUGCACAGAUGUAUAGGUGUACAUACUUUUAUCCAGCUAAUACCUCAAACUUGUGAUUUGUUUAAUAUUGUACCUCUGUAAGUUUGCACAGAACAGGGCUUCCAUUAGCACCAAGAAAUUAUCCAUCCAACUUUGGUGGGUUCUGUUGUCACUGAUCUUAAAAGGCUUAUUUUUUCCAGUGAGUGAGUGACAUUCUCAUUACAACAUUUGUUCUCAAAAGAAAAUUAUACCUGUUCAUUCUGCACUGCAAUCUGAAAGCUGACAGGGUAAAAAAGCAAUUCUCAGCUUGAAUAAAAUAUGAAAUAUCUGUAAUGUUAAGCCAUUUUCAAAUCUAUUUAUGAACCUGCUACUGGCACUGGCUCUUGCUCAGCUGAGACAAUGAUAUUUUAAAAGCAUUGCUUGGUUUAAAAAUCUGAAGGAACUUGAAUAUUUGUUCUCUAGACUCUUGAAACAAGCACCGCAGUAACUGAAAAUAAAUUGUGCUCAAGACCCCUCUAAUAAAUUUAAUGGAAGCCUUGCAAAAGGACAUACAGUGAAAUGAAGUUGGCAUCUUAAAAAAGAUCUUAUAUUAUUUUGUCUAACUCAAUAGCGCAGUCAAGAUUUAAAGGUUAGGUUUUAAAAAAAUACUUGUCUGAUUUCUAAUAUAUCUAAUGUAAUAUCAGACUUAUAUUAAAAUAAAAUUAUUUUCAGUGUGAAACUGUGCUACCAUCUUAUCUUUUUACCUGUUAAAAACAUCUCUGAUGACUAACCAUUUUAGUUUUGCUUCAUGAAAAGUGGUUUGCAUUUAAAAAGGAAGUAACGAUGUUAUGGUAUUCUCAGCACCACAAACUAAACACUAAGAAUAAAAAAUGUUCAGCUUAAUAAUCAAGUAGUCCUUUUUAGGGUAAAAUGUUAUGGCUACUAGAUAGAUGUUUAAUACUACCAUUCCUUAUGGAUUAUUUUAUAACUUGAGACUUCUCUAAACAGGCAUGUAAUUACCUAAAGGAUG
Alligator sinensis (Chinese alligator) is the source of this 7862-nucleotide messenger RNA. It is a transcript of the gene DNAJB14, whose product is annotated as DnaJ heat shock protein family (Hsp40) member B14. The record is from RefSeq and is a predicted model, not a curated record. Gene Ontology annotation, biological process: cellular response to misfolded protein. The transcript is spliced from 8 exons. Lineage: Eukaryota; Metazoa; Chordata; Crocodylia; Alligatoridae. Gene Ontology annotation, cellular component: endoplasmic reticulum membrane. Gene Ontology annotation, molecular function: Hsp70 protein binding. Bases 16 to 1029 code for a protein of 337 amino acids.